UAACCUGUUCUGGUGGUGUCCAUGUUCCUCAGAUUAACAGGUAUGCCAAAGGGAAACUAUGAUCCCCCGGAUCCUCGUCGACUAUACACCAUAAUGUCAGCCGAGGAGGUAGCCAACGGGAAAAAGUCACACUGGGCUGAGUUGGAGAUAUCAGGUCAGGUCAGGAGUCUGAGCUGCUCUCUGUGGACCCUCACUCACUUGACGGCUCUACAUAUCAACGACAACAAUCUGAGUCGCAUCCCGCCUGACAUCGGCAAGCUGCCACACCUCAUCUACUUGAACCUGUCCUCCAAUAAGCUCCGGAGCCUGCCCGCCGAACUCGGAAACAUGGUGUGUCUCAGAGAAUUGCUUAUAAACAACAAUCUUUUACGAGUUUUACCUUAUGAACUCGGGCGGCUUUUCCAGUUACAAUCCCUGGGGUUAAAAGGUAACCCUUUGUCCCAAGACAUUCUCAACCUGUACCAGGAAUCAGACGGGACCAGAAAACUGUUGAACUACAUGCUCGACAAUCUAGCAGUGCACCCAGAACAACUACCCCAGAGACCUUGGAUCACCUUGAAGGAGCGAGACCCAAUGACCCCAACAGCCAUGUUCACAGUGAUGUGUUACAACGUGCUGUGCGAUAAGUACGCAAUGCGUCAGCUUUACGGCUACUGUCCCUCCUGGGCCCUCAACUGGGAGUACAGGAAGAAGGGCAUCAUGGAGGAGAUUACACACUGUGACACUGACAUCAUCAGUCUACAGGAGGUGGAGACGGAGCAGUAUCACGCUCUGUUUCUGGAGACACUGAAGGAGCGUGGGUACCACGGGUACUUCUGCCCAAAGUCUCGUGCCAAACUGGUCUCAGAACAGGAGAGGAAACACGUGUAUGGGUGUGCCGUGUUCUUCAAAUUUACUCUGGUGCAGAAACACACUGUGGAGUUCAACCAGGUUGCCAUGGCGAACUCUGAGGGUUCAGAGGUCAUGUUGAACAGGGUCAUGACCAAGGACAACAUCGGGGUCGCUGUCCUGCUGGAGGUCAACAAGGACAUGUUCUCUGGUGGAGAGAAACCUCCGCUGCAGGAGAAACAGAUGAUCCUGGUGGCCAACGCUCACAUGCACUGGGACCCGGAGUUCUGUGACGUCAAGCUGAUCCAGACCAUGAUGUUCCUGUCUGAGUUAAAGAGCAUCGCUGAAAGGCACCAGAGCUCCGUGGGAACAGGUACCCCGACCUCUGACCCAGCCUCCAUCCCUAUCGUGUUCUGUGCUGACCUCAACUCCCUGCCCGACUCUGGAGUAGUGGAGUACCUGAGUAACGGUGAUGUAGCAGAGAAUCACAAGGACUUCAGAGAGCUGCGCUACAACGAGGCUCUCACCAACUUCAGCUGCCAAGGCAACGGCAGCAUCACUCACAGCUUCCAGCUGAAGAGCGCCUACCAGGGCAGCCUCAUGUCUUACACCAACUACACCUAUGACUUUAAGGGCGUAAUCGACUACAUCUUCUUCUCCAAGACUCACAUGUCUGUAGCCGGGUUACUCGGUCCCCUGGAGUCUCGGUGGUUAACGGACAACAACAUCACCGGCUGUCCCCACCCCCACAUCCCCUCUGACCACUUCUCUCUGCUCGCCCAGCUGGAGCUCCACCCGCCCCUCACCACCUCCUCCUCCUGCCUCAACGGCCUGCACCUGCCUGUCCACAGGUAGUGGUUGUCCCGACCACUCACCCUCUGACCCCUUUGAACCCCUAAUGCCCUGCCUCCUCUGCCAAAAAAAAAGGACUUUGUACAUUUUCUUAUCGUGUCCCUAAUCUCAAACCAUCCAAGGAACUCUGACACAGACAACCCAUUCCCCAAAGGAGUGAAGUAUUCUCCCCGUACUGCUCCUUUUUCUUUAACCUCCAUUUUGCACACAGAUUGUAUUUCUGUUUGUUUUGCUUGUUGUUUUUCCGUCCAUUUGAACGGCUUGAUACCAAAUCAUGUUUUGUGUUGUUUUCUGGUCAUAUGCUACUGCUGCUGCCCGUCUCCUUGGAAACUCCAAGUGUGUGUCAGAAAUAGCACCCUAUUCCCUAUAUAGUGCACUACUUUUGACCAGGGUCUAUGGCACCCUGUUCCCUAUAUAGUGCACUACUUUUGACCAGGGUCUA
Molecule: messenger RNA, 2122 nt
Organism: Oncorhynchus kisutch (coho salmon)
Lineage: Eukaryota; Metazoa; Chordata; Actinopteri; Salmoniformes; Salmonidae
Product: CCR4-NOT transcription complex subunit 6-like
Exons: 11
Coding region: 22-1683 (553 amino acids)
Molecular function (GO): protein binding; 3'-5'-RNA exonuclease activity
Source: RefSeq, a predicted model, not a curated record